This is a messenger RNA of Linum trigynum, 5030 nucleotides long. Lineage: Eukaryota; Viridiplantae; Streptophyta; Magnoliopsida; Malpighiales; Linaceae. The record is from the annotation of a GenBank genome assembly.
UACGCCUGACGUACACCAGUCUGACCCAUAUAUAUAUAUAAUAAUUUGAUGGUCGUUAUAUAGUAGAAUUAGUUUACCAAGUCCCAUAUGAAAGUGAAAAACAGAAAAAGUAAUGUCUUAUGUACAUUUAUCAGCCCCACAUUGGCACAUUAUUACAUGAAUUACCUUAUCACCUUAAAUAGUUUAUGAUCAUUAGUUUUAUUAUUAAUUUUAUGAUUAGAGGAAAUAGUUGUAUACUUGAAUGCUCAAAUUUUCCGAAAUUCUCUGCAAAAAUAACGCUUCUAUUUAAAUCCAAUAAUUAUAUUACCACUUCCGAUGCGUGCUAAGCGCAUUGUUUACACAAAAAAAAAAUAUUACCACUUCCGACCAAUUCAUCUUAUUCCUAGAUUAAUGGAAAAGAAGUUACGGUAGAUUCUGUAAUGCAACAACAAACUUGCUCACAUGCAUUGAUCUUCACCUAUAAGUAGGCAAACUCAAGGUCUCAUAUGGAGUGAUUAAUUAAACAUAGAAACAACAAUGUGGAUGAGAAAUUAUUUUUUUGUUGCCUUUCUAGUAUUAACCCUAGAAAUUUAUUUGAGCAAGGGGACUCCCUUUUGGUGGGAUCCAGGGUAUGUAAAAACAUAUGUGGUGGUGUGGAAUGAGCUAGAAGGAGGGCAGGAAUUGAAACUUCAUUGCAAAUCCGGAGACGAUGAUCUCGGGCUCCGAGUGCUAAAGCCAGGCAAUGGCUUUAAAUGGAAAUUCCGUCCAAACUUUUGGCACACCACACAAUUCUAUUGUACCAUGCAAUGGGGAGACGGAAAGAUUCAUCGGUUUGACAUCUACAUUUGGAAGAGGGAUUAUGAGCGUUGUGCACAUUGCCAAUGGAUCGUUAAGGAGAGUGGACCAUGUUUUUUUGACCCGGCAGCUCAUGCAUAUGACAUUUGUUAUGGAUGGAAGACAUGAGCCUAAUGAAAAAGGAUAACAUUAGAUUUGGGUUUCAAAAAUAAGUUAUGUAGUUUCUUCGGAUUUUUUUCAAACAUCAAGGCUGUUGUCUUUCUCUCAUUUCAUGUGAGAGAGAAUUUUGGAUCGGGUUUGUAAUAAGUUGGUAAUUUGUUCAAUAUUCUAAACAUUUUGUUUGGUUUUUGUUUUGAUCAACUGUCUUGGUGAUUAUAUAUUACUAGAUAGGCAAUGGCACGAGGUUGGUUUUAUAGUUUUUAUUAUUUAGCCGUGUAUCAUUUUAUUUAAUUGGUAGAAUAAAAAAUCAUUAUAAACAAAAAGAAUAAGUUAUUUAGGGGUUGGAUUGCUAUAUAGACUAACCUUAACAACAUAUAAUUUGAAUUGAUGUAAUGCAAAAUCAUAAAUGAAUAUCAAUCUUUAUUGAUCGUAAUAUAAUAACUACUUUUCUAAAUUAUCAUUGAACCAUAAAUCAAGAAAAUAAUUUAUGAUGGAUUUUGGUCAUUGAUACUAAACCGGCUUUUGGUAUUAAAAUUUUUUUAUGCUAGCAAGUAUGGAUUUUGGUCAUUGAUACUAGACCGCCGUCAAGUAGUCAAUCAUAUUUCAAAACCAAGAAUUCAUCAGGUUUGAUGGCGAAAAUGGUUAACCGAAUUUGAUAGUGAUAUGGUUAUAUUACCAUUUUCGUGGAUCUUGGAUUUGGUUAAUUGAGUAUUUCAAUUCAAUUGAAGAAACCAAACCAAAUUAUAAUGUUGUAGUCAUCUAACGCAUGGCUUAUUCAUUUCCAUAAUAUCUCCAAUCUUCUACUAUAUACUUUGCCAAAAGAUAUCAUAGUAGGUAAACUGGUAAAGUAUUGUGGUAUAGGAAUGACAAUCAAAUCCAUGGCCGCGGGUACCCAACCGCCCUCAUCCAGUUAACGCGGGGAAUUCUCGCAUUGACUGGUAUGGGUAAAACCCGCAAAAUGUUGAUGGGUAUGGGACGGGUAUGGUUUUAGCCUCCCCUACCCCACACCCAUACACAUACCCGCCCCAUCAAGAGCAUUUCUUUACAUAUAAAAAAUACACAGAUUAUAUUAUAAUCUACCAUUGAUAACGAGGGUAACUCGAAAAAUAAAGAAUAGAAAUGCCAUUGAGUGAUCACUCAAAUCAACACUACAUAAUUAUUUUCCUUCUAACUCUUUCACUUUUUCCCUUAUGUUAACAAGAUCAUGCUAGUUAGUUAUUAUUUAAUAGAUGUAUCAAAGGUAGAGAAUAAUGAUUUUGCUUAUAUUGUUUCUCUAUCUUACAGAUUAAUGCAUGGAUGUUUUAGAAUAAGAUGCUUUGAAUCGUAUUAAAAAUGAUUGUCUCUUUGUUGACUUCAUGAUAUAGUAGGUGCGUUUAGUGUAUAAUUGAAAAGUUACCUGUAUAAUUUUAGGUAUUAUAAUGUUGGAUGUACGAGGCGGGUAUUACCCACGGGUACCCGAAACCCACGGAUAUGGGGAUGGGUAUGCAAAAUCUUCCCCGCAUGAGUAUGGGGCGAGUAUGAUUUUGGAUAUUUGAAAGCGAGCAUGGGGAUGGUUUAGACAAACCCGCCCCAUUGCCAUCCCAAUUGUGGUACCAUAGACGAGUAGUGGUGAGGAACCUCAAUUUAUUACAUAAAACAAAUGUGACUUUUCUAAUAGCGUGAAAUAUCAUGGUCAAGAACUUCAUCAUAAAUUAUGAUUAAGAUAUAAAUUAUUUGAUUAUGAGGAUGUAUAAGGUUAAUAAAUAAUUUGAAGUGAUAAUCACUACUAAAUACCCAAAUUCGAGGUAACUUACUAAAUGACCUAAAAAUACUACGGCCAACUGGUCGAGUCCAACCUAGUUUUAGAAGGUAAUCAUCCUCGUCAUAAUAAAAAGUGAGUAAAUCUAUAAUAUGACAUGUCAAAAACAACCUAACAAAAGAUAGGCUUGGUAGUCAGGCAAGAAGGUACCAAGAUGUGUACCAACUAGAGAGCCAUAUAUAAAUUAAGUUUGGAUACCUCGUCAAAACGACCUUGGUAGCCAACCAAGAGGGUACCAAGCCGACAAGAUAGGUUUGAUAUCAAGUUACCAAACCUCUCAAAACCAACCAUAGAGAUCAAACUAGCAGGGUGCCAACCUGAUGAGGAGGUGAUAAGGUGGCCACCUGAGGUGGUUGUGAUUACUGUCAAGACAAGAGUGGAACCUCGACGGUGGAGACUUGUCAGCCAAGGUACCAAGUUGAUGAGGAUUUGGUGUAGAGCCCUUAGGGGGUCAUAUGGAUACUAACUAAGUUGUUAAUAUGGGCACGGUGGCCCCCCAACAGGGUACCAAGCCGACAAGGCGGCAUGGUACCAACUUGAUGAGAUUACAGAAACUAAGUAUGGAGACCAAGUUGUAAGGGUUGGCUUGGUAGCAGGGGGUAUUAAGCCGCCGAGAUGAAAGGUGUCAUGUGAAUCACAUGAGCUUGGCGGCAAGCCGGAAGGUACCAAGCCAAUGAGACGGGCCUGGUAGGAAAUAAUAAGUUGACGAGUAGGACUUGGUGGCAAGUUAGCUAAGCGGUAAGUCGAUAAGAUGAAACCAAGCCCUCCAAUACUAAGCAUGGAGUCUUAGUGGGUAAAGGGGUUAAGUUCUCAUCCAUUCAAGAUGGGUACCAAGUGGCAGAAGUUCAGCAUGGAGGGACCUCUCCCAUACAAUCAAGGUGGUAGCGGUCUCAAGACAACAAGAGCAUGGAGCCAUCGUAGCCAUCAGGGUUGUAAUUCUAGUUUGGUUGUAAAACUAGGUCCCAAUCCCUAAAUAUUUCGGUAUCCCGGUCGGUAUUUCGGUAUCUCAAUCGGUAUUUCGGUAUCCCAAUUGGUAUCAUCGAAUAAAAAAAUAAUUACCAAAUUAAAUAUAUAAAUUAGAUUUGAUUGUUUAAUUUAGGCAAAGAGACUAAGAAAAGAGUCUUGAGUUUGGUUAGAGCUAGAGCUAGGAUAUGGAUAGGGAGAAGAGAGGAGAGGAGAGGUGGCAACUCAAGUUCUUGGUCAUUGGUAAUCUUUAAUUCGACAAAUUGGAGAUUGAGAGAUGACUAAUACUAGAAUUAUAUUUUUUAUGUUAUGAAAAUAACAAGAGAUCAGAUGAGAGACGAGAGUGACUUAAAAUGGAAAGCAAAAAUUGAGUUUGAUUGGGACUUGUGUGAUAUGAUCACAAUUCGGACAGGUUUCAAGUUCCAAUUAAUCGUUCAAAGAUCGAUUCAAGUUAACAAGAACAAAGCUGGAAAUUUUCUAAGUGUUGGAACAGUUUUGGGAACCCCACUUUGGAGGCUUGGUUCUCUCAAUUGGUCUUCUGAAAAUGCAAGGUCAAUGGCUUGUUUUGAAGCUUGUGUGUUUCUCUACAACUUGGAGCACUUGGAUUGUGGAAAGGAAGCCAGGAGGGUUGGAUUUCAAGCUGCUCAAAACCCUAUCCUGCAAUCUGAAAACUGCUUGUUUUUGGCUAAGGCAGGAAAGGUAUUCCAGCUACCUACUUUGGAGCUCAACCAGAGGAGCAGGGAUGGGAAUCGAGUUCAGGGCUUCACACCACAUGAGAGUACGUUUGUUACUCUACAGAGACAGGGAAUUGGCUGAAGUAAAGCUUACCUGGAAGGCUUCCAAUGAAGAGCUUGAAGAUGCUACGAAGCCUGAUUUCCAGCAGCUUGACUGUGCAACAAGGCAGUUUACUUGUGCUUGAAGAAAAGGAAGUUUGGGCCGAUUUGUUACCUUGAUUGAGUUGGAUUUUUGUUUGUUUCUUCCCUUGUUCUCUUAGGAUUGUAAUUAGGUUUAGUUGGCUAUAAAUAUCUCUUGCUUUGAGUUGUAAUUCACGUUUUAAGUUGAUUGAAAUAAACCUAUACUCCGAGGAGUUCCCUUGAGCUUGAUUGCUUGAGUUUGGUCUUGGAUUUUCAUCCCAGACUUGCAGACCUAGAGAUCGACUUCCCAUCAUCGAUCUCGUGGUGUUAUUAUACCCAAAACCAGUCUCUUUCCCUUGUGUUAAAGUUGCUAGUUUGGUUUAUCCCCUUCACCAAAACACCCUAUGUUUUUCCUUCGAAAACAACCAUACCCCACGAUUUGAUUCGAGCUUCGUAAUUCUGAUUAAAGGCCUAGCUUGGGA